Sugiyamaella lignohabitans is the source of this 1725-nucleotide messenger RNA. It is a transcript of the gene KRI1, whose product is annotated as Kri1p. Gene Ontology annotation, biological process: endonucleolytic cleavage in ITS1 to separate SSU-rRNA from 5.8S rRNA and LSU-rRNA from tricistronic rRNA transcript (SSU-rRNA, 5.8S rRNA, LSU-rRNA). The coding region runs from base 1 to 1725 and encodes 574 amino acids. The record is from RefSeq and is a predicted model, not a curated record. Gene Ontology annotation, cellular component: 90S preribosome; nucleolus. NCBI's taxonomy places the organism in Eukaryota, Fungi, Ascomycota, Dipodascomycetes, Dipodascales, Trichomonascaceae. The transcript has a single exon.
AUGGCUAGAAAGAAGUCAGCAAGAAGAAAGGCUCUCGAAGCCCAGGCGAAAGAGCAGGGAGAGUCACCUGCUAAGGUUGAAAACAAGGACAAACUUGGGUUAGAGGAAGAAUCUGAUGAAGAUAUCAACACUCUCAGUAUAAAUCAAGAAUAUGCCAAACGAUUCGAGCACAACAAAUCCAGAGAGGAAAAGCAUAGACAAGAGGAGAAAGAUAAGGCCAAGCUUCUUGAAGACUCGGAAGAAGAUGCUGAGGACUCUUCAGACGAUGAGGAUGAAGAUGAUUUCGGUGAGCUAUUGACUGAAGAUGUCGAUGACGGUAUUCAAAAAGUUUUGGAAACCAUUCGUACAAAUCCCAAGGCCCUAUUGGAUCCAUCGGUUAAAUUUUUUGAUAAUUCCGAGAAUGCUGCCAGUGCCAAUGGUAAUGGUACUUCUAAAGCCAUGUACUUGAAGGAUUAUCACAGACAGAACCUUCUUUCCGGUGGUGUGCACGACGAUGAUGAAGAAAACGACAACGAAGAAAAGCCAUACGCUAUCCAAAACCGUGAAGAUAGAGCUAAACUUUUGGCAGAGAUCAACAAAGACGAUGAGGAUGAAGAAGAUGAUGGUGAUUUCCUCACGAAAAGAAAAGAGCAAAGAACAAUUGAAGCGAUUGAGUUGCCUGAUCCCGAGCAAGAUCAAAAGGGAUUUUUGGAAGCUUACACAUCAAGCAAAGCAUGGAUUCCUUCCGGUAUUGAUAAGAAGACAGGUAAAGAAAUUGUGCCUGCGUACGGUGAUAUUGUUGGCGACGAAGACGACGAAGAAUUCGAUGACAUUGCCGAUGAUUUCGAGACUGCAUAUAAUUUCAGAUACGAGGAUCCAAAUGCUGCUGAAAUUGUGAGUUAUGCUCGUAAUGAAAGCACUCUCCGUCGUAAAGGAGAUAACUCCAGAAAGAGAGCCAGAGAGCAAAAGACCGAGUUGAAGAAACAAGAAGAACAAAGCAAAAAGGCUGAAGUUAAUAAGAUAAAGAAGAAGAAGGUCAACGAGGUACUUUCCAAGUUCGAAAAGCUUAAAGAAGUCAUUGAUGACGAUGAAACUGCGGCACAAUUUGAAAACAUGGAUUUACUAGAAGGUGAUUUUGACGCUUCUGAGUGGGAUAAACGCAUGGAACAAGUCUUCAAUGAAACAUUUUACUCAAAGAAAGACAAGAAUUUCGCUGGUGACGACAAAGCUGAUGAAGAAGACAAAGAUGACGAGACAAAGGAGGAACCAGAUGAGCCCAAGGAAAAUAUCAAGGAGGCUGAGGAUGAAGAGCCCGAGAGACGAUCUCGUAAAGACAAGCAUGAGGCCAAGAAAGAGAAGCAAAAAAUGCGACAAAUUGCUGAACAGUUUGUGGAAGCCAAUCUUGACCUCGCACUAGAACAAGAGAAAAUCGACCUUGUAUCCUCUGGAACCAAAUUUAGAUAUCGGGAAGUUUCUCCAGACUCGUACGGACUCACAGCACGCGACAUUCUGCUUGCUGACGACAAAGAUCUCAACGAGUUUGUCGGAAUCAAGAAGCUGGCACCAUUCAGAGACGAAGAAAAGAAGAAGCACGAUCGCAGAAAAUACGCCAAAAAGCGACGACUCCGCGAAUGGAGAAAAGCCGUCUUCUCGACCGAAGACGAGCCCACCGACGAGCUCUUCGAGAAACUGGUCGCCAGCCAAGACGCUGGCCAACCAAAGAAGAAAAAGCAACGCAAGCGUUAA